This is a messenger RNA of Capra hircus (goat), 455 nucleotides long. RefSeq names its product transcription initiation factor TFIID subunit 2-like. Gene Ontology annotation, molecular function: transcription cis-regulatory region binding; RNA polymerase II general transcription initiation factor activity; chromatin binding. The record is from RefSeq and is a predicted model, not a curated record. The annotation marks the transcript as partial. The transcript is spliced from 4 exons. Gene Ontology annotation, biological process: transcription initiation at RNA polymerase II promoter. NCBI's taxonomy places the organism in Eukaryota, Metazoa, Chordata, Mammalia, Artiodactyla, Bovidae. Gene Ontology annotation, cellular component: transcription factor TFIID complex.
UCUACAGAAGACUAUGCCAGUUGCAAUGGCCUUAUUGAGAGAUGUUCACAACCUUUGUCCCAAAGAAGUCUUAACGUUUAUUUUAGACUUAAUCAAGUACAAUGACAACAGAAAAAAUAAGUUUUCAGAUAACUAUUACCGCGCAGAGAUGAUUGAUGCCCUUGCCAACUCUGUUACGCCUGCAGUCAGCGUGAAUAAUGAAGUCCGAACUUUGGAUAACUUAAAUCCGGACGUGCGACUCAUUCUUGAAGAAAUCACUAGGUUUUUGAACAUGGAAAAACUUCUUCCAAGUUACAGGCACACCAUCACUGUCAGCUGUCUGAGAGCCAUACGAGUGCUUCAGAAGAACGGGCAUGUGCCCAGUGACCCGUCUCUCUUCAGAUCUUAUGCAGAGUAUGGCCACUUUGUGGACAUCAGAAUAGCAGCUUUGGAAGCGGUGGUUGAUUACACUAAAG